Molecule: messenger RNA, 4932 nt
Organism: Anolis sagrei ordinatus
Lineage: Eukaryota; Metazoa; Chordata; Lepidosauria; Squamata; Anolidae
Gene: RASSF3
Product: Ras association domain family member 3
Biological process (GO): signal transduction
Cellular component (GO): cytoplasm
Source: RefSeq, a predicted model, not a curated record
UUCCUUUCUACACUACUCUUUCUACCUCAAGAGUAGCAAGCAGCCUUUAGCAAUGGCAAUAAGAAAUGACAUUAACAGGACCAUUAGAAGGAUAGCUCAGUUUUUUUAUUGGUUCCCUAAGGCUUUGGGUAACCCACGAAGAAGGAAAAUCAAACUUCUCUGCAAAUCUUCUGAUUGCAAAUACACAUGCCAUUCUUACUGUCAAGACAUGGUGCAUCUAGACUGUCAACAGAAUGGAAAACCGAUGGAUUACAGCUCUAGAUAUGACGGUUCAGCUGACUCUGAUGUUGGGACUGUAGAUGUUCAGAAAGAGAGAGAAUCCCACAAUUACCUCACUAAAGAAGCAAUCAAGGAAAAAGUCCAAAUGUAUAAUUCAGAUGUUGUGGACAAGCUAAAGAUGACAUUGAACUCCAGUGGGACAUACACUGGCUUCAUCAAAGUUCAGAUGGAACUUGGCAGACCUGGCACAAUAAAGGACACAAAUUCAGGGAAGCAUCGAAACAGCAACAAUGAAAUUGCUUUUCAUUUUCCUAAUGGCAACAUGAAUACCCUUCAUAUCAGCAGCACUAACACUGUUCGUGAAGUCAUUGAGGCCUUGCUCAAAAAGUUUCUAGUGGUCGACAACCCUGCCAAAUUUGCUCUUUAUAAACGAUGUCACAAGGAAGACCAAGUUUAUAUGUGCAAACUCUCAGAAACGGAGCAUCCUCUCUACUUGCGUUUGAUGGCAGGUCCAAGAACAGAUAUGCUGAGUUUUGUUCUGCGUGAGCAUGAAACUGGAGAGGUUUUGUGGGAAGCCUUUAGCCUUCCUGAGCUACAGAAUUUCUUACGGAUACUGGACAAGGAAGAAGAUGAGCAGUUGCAAAACUUAAGGCGACGCUAUGCAGCAUAUAGAAACAAACUUGAAGACGCCCUUGGAGUUUGGAAACCAGGUUAAAAUGCAGCCAAAGAACACUCAGGAAAAAAAGUGCAUUACCAAAUAUCAAGUAGCAUGCCAAACCCAGUGCCCAAAGCAAGAAUGACUGUUCCUUGAAAACAGAUGACAGUAUGUUGGCUUGGUAAAUUGACAUUCUUUAUAUGUUAUGUGUGCUUCAUUCCAGCUGGUUGUGUGAAAACACCUUUCACAGACAUUAGGAAAUGGAGACGUUCUUUGCUUUAAAGCUGAUUGUUAACUUCUUAAAACAAAAGAUGUGCAAAUGUCAGUUUAUUAUAAAUCCAAGUGCAGUUUAAAUUAGAAAUAGCGUACUAUUUAAUAUCCAAGUUGAUUUGCACUAUCUUUCUUCAACUAUUUCUCUGUGCUUUUGCUAAACAAAUUAUUUUUGUAUGAAGAAUGUGUUUCAGAUGCUUUGUAGAUGAUGUUUAAACUAGAGAGGGUAGAAAGCAAGUUGGAAAGAAGGUAAGAGAUGGAGAAGAGAAGGAUGUUGAUACGGAAAAGAGAUCUCGAAUGUUGAUUAGUAAUAUUGAAAAGACGGUUUAGCGUUUAUAUUUUGGGAUUACUGAAAUUAAUAUAUUCAGUGCUGUUACUGAGAUAGGUUUUAAUAUAAAGGAAACGGAGCUGCAUAAAGGCUACAUGUGGGUCAUAAUCUUGAAUGUGCUUUUUAAUAAUGUUGAUAGAGUAAGUCGAGGCUUGUAUGUGUAAAAACUUGAGCAUUAUAGAAUGAACCCAGAAAUCUUUUUAAUUCACCAGUUCUUUAAAGUUGCAGUUGAACUGGUUUUGGAUCGAUCCUUCACUACUAAAAAAGGAAAGUAGCGAUGUUCUCUUAAGUUUAUAAUACUUUACAGUGCUUCCCCUUUACUAUGAAACAAGAUAUUUAUGGUUUUAAUUCGUUCAAAAGUUUCAGAAGGUGACUUGGAUUUUUUUUACACUGGUUUACUAAUUGCAAGGUAAAUAAUGGAAGGAGGAAGAUGUUGUAUUUGACUGACUGUUUUUUUUCCUAGUACUAUUUUAUCAGAUGUCUAUAUGGUAAAUGAAACCAAAGAAAUGAGUGUGCAAUACAAAUGUUUAUGUCAAUGUAUAAACAAGACUUGCUUUUAGUUUUAUGUUCACAGCCAUCCAGGGGAAAUAACUGACUUUGGAUAACUGUAAUUGAUAUACUGUACUUUCAACAAUCAUAUCUAGCACCCACCACCACCCCUGAAUUAUUUGGGCAUUAAUUUAGACAUUUCUAAGAAAUACAAGAGGUGUUCACUAAAGAUUUCCCCUGAUCCACUUCCUGUGGACUGAGAGCAAUGAAACUUGGUACAGCUAUUAGUCCUUCUCUACAUAGGUGCCACCUAGAGCCACACACUUCUCCCAUCUAUUUAAGCAACUGUAAACACUUCGUUUGUAGAAGUCGACAGGUUGCUCCAAAAGUCAUGUUGUGACUUCAGAAAUCAGAGUCUCAUCAUCUGAAAAAUGCUUGCCCUUCAAAAAAUAACUACAUUGAUGGAAAGAGGUGGAAGUCCAAUGGUGUGAGGUCAGGUAAAUAAGGGGGGAGCAGUAGAAUUUCAAAGCCACAGGAGCAUGCUUCCAUUUGGGUAACAUGUGAGUUGUGAACGGGUGCAUUGUCUUGUGGAAGGCAGCCACCUUUGGUGAGCAUGCCACGUCUCUUGGCUUUGAUGGCCUGCCACAGUGUCCGCAGCAGUGAAGCAUAGUAUGCUCCAGUGAUCAUGGUACCCUUUGCUAGGAAAUCCAUCAAUACUACUUUGUGCUGGUCCUAAAAUACUGUUGACUAUGACCUUUCCUGCUGAGAGUUGGCCAUGUGCCUUCUUUGGAGGCAGUGAGUCAUGAUGCUUCCAUUGCAUCGACUGGGCCUUAGUCUCAGGAUCAUAGUGAUGGACCCAGCUUUCAUCCUGUGUGAUCAGUCUGUUGAAAAAGUCCUCCUGGUUUCCAUGGCACAUCGUCAACAGUGCCUGAGAGCAUUCGACUUGUUCCUGCUUCUAGAAAGAUGUGAGCAGUCAGAGGACCCAGUGAGUGGAUACCUUAUGCGUGUGAAGAUGGUCUUGGAUGUUUUUUUUCCACGGACCCCACACUAAUCUUGACAUUUUGGGCUAGGUGGCGGAUGGUUAUGCAGCGACUUUCCAAAAUGGCGACCUCCACUUGCUGAAUGGUGUGUUCAUCAAUAGCAGAGUUGGGUCGCCCUGGAAUUGGAGCUGUUUUCACCGAGGUCCAACCACAUUUGAAUUGAUGAUGCCAAUUCUUGACUACAUCAUAUGGGGAAUAAUCACUAUAAACCUUUUUCAUCUCAUCAAACGUCUCCUUUGGUGUGCAGCCUUGCAAGUAAAGGAACUUGACUGCCCUGUAUUCCACUGGAUCCAUGAUCAAACCUCACACCACUUCAGUAGCUGUAAAAUCAAGACCGUUAUCAGUUCCGAGUUGUAAAUUGUCAUGUAACCUAUAGAGACUUACAUCAUUACACAUGUGCAGUUUCAGCAUCCUAUGAUAAACAGAAGUGGCUCAGGGGAAAUCUUUAGUGUAUGCCCCUCGUAUCUGCCAAUGUGGUGACACCUGGUGGGUAUUAGAUGCAUUGUUCUCUUGAAAAAGAGUGCCUUCAUUUUAAGUAUUUGGCUGCUUUACCUCCCUCAAAACAUUGAACUUUGAGGAAGAUUCUUGUUUUCAGAUUUGCCAAGACAAUCUUCUUUUAUUUUAAAAGAGUUAACAGUAAAUUAGAAGUAGAACUAGUUACCAAAUAAUCACUGGCAUAUCUUGUUUGGUUUUUUAUUACACAUAAUAUUGUAGUGCUUUGUGUGUCUUAUUUUUAUUGGAGACAUAAUCAAAGUCAGUGGUGUGCAGGGUGUGCAUGACGUUAGUUUUUAAAAUUCCAUAGAAACUAUGUUACAUCACUAGAUCAGUUCAAAUAUUAAUGUUCCUAUGUGGUAGCCAUGUCCGGGGUCUGCAUCCUCUGGCACGAAGAGCAUGAUUUUCAUUCAAUUUACCAGUUCCACUGAAAGAUACAUUUUAUUAUGAAGGAAGGAACUUGUUCUGAGUCAGUUUAAAAAGUCUGCAAGACUGCAUUCAUCCCCUAUUUCCCUCUUUAAGUGGUUUCUGUGAUGCAUUCAUUUAGGUUUCCACAGCCAGCUGUUGCAUUCUUGCUACUUUUUCCCUUCCUUUCUCUAAAGGAAGUGCUACUUCCGUACUAUGUUCUCAUUCUUAUGGGAUACAUACUGAAGCCACAUCAUAGUGAAAGUAGAAGUAGAAACCACUGCUGCUUGUUAGAGGUGGUGCUAAGCAAGGAGAGACUGUCAGCCAUGCUGUUUGUUGUUUUGUCUGUUUUGUAUACACACAAUCUUUGUCCAAGUUGGCAUCCUCAACCUGUAAAAGACAUGCGUGUUUCACAUUGGGUUUUUAUCUCCUAGGACUACACAUGGGAACAGUUCAAACUCUAAACUGGUCCUUAAGAUCUGUUAUAACAAAAAAUUGGAACUUCGUGUUUCUGCUGUUUAGAUUUAAAUACUGUAUCUGAAUCGAGUAAUGGCAAUUGCCAUGUAUGUGAAUUUUACAUUUUUACUUGAACUUUGUGUUUCUUUAUUCCCAAAUCUUACUUUGGGCUCUUUAUGUGCUAGAAGUCUUUGUAGGAAAAUACAAUUUGUGUGAGUCCAAACAUUCUUUAACUUCACACACUGGUUAACACACCUGUUUUGUAAAGCUACAAUAUGAAAUAAUAGGCCAUUGGUGACCCAAUGUUUUAUGGUUGCUUUUUUGAAAUGUAACAUUUAAUUUUAGAUUUGUUUUGAGGUCAGAUCCUUAAUCUGUCAAAGAUCUUUUGAAAUUGAUCUUUUAUUUGUUAGCAUCCCAAUUAAAUAAGAGGAAGGCAAUGUGGGGAAUAUUGAAGCUAUGUUUGUUGUUCUUUUUGAGAAAGUGUACUAUUUAUUAUUAUUUUGGAACUCUUUGGAUGGGAAACUUUCAUUCCCUAAAAAAGUUCUUAUUACCAUCAUUAAAGCUGAAGUUAACACUGA